This is a messenger RNA of Drosophila bipectinata, 381 nucleotides long. RefSeq lists its product as uncharacterized. NCBI's taxonomy places the organism in Eukaryota, Metazoa, Arthropoda, Insecta, Diptera, Drosophilidae. The record is from RefSeq and is a predicted model, not a curated record.
AUGUUCACGCUCCUGAUGGUCUUGCCCCUUCGGAUGGUGCUGUACGCAACGCACUUGUAUCUGCAGAACCUAUCCUAUUUGUCACAUAUGAUUGAGAUCGUUUUGGUCCUGCUGUCGGACAAGCUUUUGUUGGCCAGUCGCAAAAUUAGCCGCCGGAUUAUGCAUACUCCCAGACGGGAGCGCCGAAUUCCGGAUGUUAGGAACCUAUUCCUUCUGUUAAUAAUCCACGAUCGGAUAAUCGCCUUCAUCAUAUUUCUCCAAAACACAGUCGAUUUUAUGACCAAAACGUGUUACGUCCUGAACCGAUUGAGCAAGAUCUUUGGUGUCUGUUCCCAUCGGCGAACCUGGAAAUUAAUGCUCCACGAUUCCGGAAUCAUCUGA